GGGCGACCCUUGCGGCUAACGACAACAACGCUCCUCGGCGGAAGCGUUUGGGUACGGGGUGGCGGCUGCAUGUCGACGGGCACGUCGAACGUACAUGUGCACAUCGGAACCAGCAGACACUGUGCACAUCGGAACCAGCAGACACGCCGUCACAAGAUCGCACUGUUGUCGUCUUCGCAGGCAUACCUUCGUCAUCGACGUCUACGCCGUGCACUCCGGUCGUCACUCGCACCAUCGCUGUAGUGCGCCCCGACACUCUUGGAGUCUUCUGUACUUGGCGGCGUCCAUGUCGACAGUACCAGUUUCGGCCAUGGACAAGAACGGGGAGGGGGGCCGUGACACACUGAGCACGACGGAGAGGAACACUGUUGCCAUUUGCGAUGCUGUGCUGCAGGUGUGCUACGCCAUGUGUUGUGGAGCUUUUCCCAGAGCGACGCCCAGGUGGUGGAUGAAGCGACGGAUGGGGGGGGCGUGGGAGGAUCUGCGGCAUUGCGACGACGCGACAUCCGACUACUGUAAGGAGAAGCUGCGCAUGUCGCCACGUGUGUCCGGAGAGAUCGCGGAAGCUCUGCCACACUUCCUUCAACGACGUGUCACUUUCUAUAGGGAGCCCCUUUUGCCUGAUCACAUUGUUGCGUACGCUUUGUAUAGGUGGGCGUCGGGGGAGAUGUACGAGAGCGGGACAUGCGGCUUCGACAUUGGCAGAUCUUCUGGGUUGGUGGCUGCGUGGGAUGUAACUGAGGCGUUGCUGAGUGCGUACUCCAACAAGAUAUCGUGGCCGACAGGGCUGCAGAAGCCGGUCGUCUUGCGCGCUUUCGCCGACAAGGGUUUCCCUUACUGCCAUGGGUGCAUCGACUGCACCCACAUCUUCAUCGACAAACCAGCGAAUUGCCCCAGGGAGGACUACUACGAUAGAAAACAUUGUUUCUCCGUCCAGGCGCAGGUGGUCGUGGAUCUGAACUUGCGUGUGCUGGACGUGUUCGUCAAUUAUCCAGGAAGUUGCCAUGACUUGAGGAUCGUCCACCUAUUGAGUUUAUGGGCGUGUGCAGAGGCAGGGGAACUUUUCACUGGGCCACCUGUCAUGCUGCCAUUCGGUGUGCAGACGAACGGGUAUUUGCUGGGCGACAAUGGUUAUUCCCCCUCCGAAUGGGUAGUCGUCCCCUAUGGCCGUCUCGCACAACACCCGUCGGAGCUGCGCUUCGACAACAAACAGAAGACGGCGCGGUGAGCAGUUGAGAGAGCUUUCAGGAGACUGAAGGGGAUGUGGAGGUUGUUCCUGCGCUCCCACAAGACGA
Molecule: messenger RNA, 1295 nt
Organism: Chara braunii
Lineage: Eukaryota; Viridiplantae; Streptophyta; Charophyceae; Charales; Characeae
Source: the annotation of a GenBank genome assembly